Suillus subaureus is the source of this 162-nucleotide messenger RNA. RefSeq lists its product as uncharacterized. Lineage: Eukaryota; Fungi; Basidiomycota; Agaricomycetes; Boletales; Suillaceae. The record is from RefSeq and is a predicted model, not a curated record. The annotation marks the transcript as partial. The transcript has a single exon.
ACACGUUCCGACAACGCAACUCGUUUGAAGGUCCAAAUCGGACACUACGCGGUGCCCGAACCUUUGAAGGAAGGUCUGAAGCCUACCAUCUACAAUGGGGGCUCACUGUCCAGGGCACACAUGGGCAUCAACCACCCUGUGCUUGCUUCUUUCCUAUGUCCU